Durusdinium trenchii is the source of this 2685-nucleotide messenger RNA. The record is from the annotation of a GenBank genome assembly. Lineage: Eukaryota; Dinophyceae; Suessiales; Symbiodiniaceae.
AUGGACCUGGGCGUUCGCACCACGAAAAUUGCUGAUGGGCAGGAGGCGGUCUUUCGGCAUGAGCGUGCGGAAGAGCACCGCAAGGUUAAGACCUGGAAUCACCCAAGGCUUUGGUGCAUUUUAGUUUGCCCGGUGAUUCUGAUCACUGUGCUGCUGACCUGCUCCGUGAACGCCUUGUGGUGGAGCAGCCUCGACCGGGGCCUUCAUCGGUUAGAAAUUGCUGCAACGACCGUGCUGGAGAAAUUCAACAAGUCCUCCCUGGAGAUCGUUACUGAUUUGGUCAACCAGCUGCAGCACACCUCCGCCCAAGAAGCGGUCAAGCGCAUCGCCGUUUACACGAACUUGCCAGAGGUGGUCGUUGACCUAAAUGUUGAAGACUUUGCUUCUUUGCCCCAGCUGGAGUCAGAGCGAGUUGACACCGUCCUGAAGACUUUGUGGAAGCAAACGACCCAGUUGUUUCCAGAUGUUGGCUGUGUGUUCUAUGCCGAUGCGAGUGGCUUGUAUGUGGGCUACGAGCGCUUGCCGAAGGAUUUUCUCGCGAAGCGCAAUGUGACCGGUAAGUACGUCUUCGGAGCGGAGUUCCGCGCGUCCGACAGGGCCCCGCUGCCAGUUUGUGCAUAUUGCCCUCCAGUGGCAGAAUUAAGGCCUGGGCAGAAGACCUACUACUUUGUCGACCAUGAAGGCAAAUACGGUGAAGCAUAUGAAAGGCAUGACUACGAUCCCCGACAGCGCCCAUGGUACAGAAAGGCUGCAGCUGCCAAAGGCGCAAUGACAUGGAUGGACAUCUACAAUCACAGCAGUGGGAACUCCAUGGGAACGUCAGCACAAAGAGCAAUCAUGCUCGGCUCCCAGGUGCUGGGGGUAGCUGCUGGUGAUUUCACCGUGAACCUACUGAGUGCAUUUAUGCAGAAGAUCACCUCCUCGUUUGAAUACGAAGAGGGUUUUAUUGUGGAUGUCGGAUCUGGCUUGAUGGUUGCCAGUUCCAUGGGCAUGAGUCAUGUGGCAAGGCCAGUUCACACAAAUGACACUGGAGGGUUGGUGAGGUAUCAUUGGAACCAAGUGCCAGAUCCUUUUAAGUUGGUGCAAGCACCUAUGAGAGCCUUGGCAAUGCGAUUUGAGUCCUUUGUCGUUUUGGAGGCCCAGCAUGGAUGGCUUGUUGUCAUCACCUGCCCAGUGGGUGGCUACAUGAAAGCCUCUUGGGCACAGCAGGCAUGGGCGACAAGAAGAAGCAUGGAGAUUCACGAGGCUGCCAGAAAGAAUUUGGACCAGCGGCAGGUGAAAACCAUUUGGAUUUCUUUGCUGUUUUGUAUCGCGGGUGGUGUUGUGAUGGCCCUCGUUGGCUUCGCAGUCACUCGGCCACUCAAGAGGAUCUCCACGGACAUGCUUCAAAUGGCAAAGCUGGAAUUUCUCUCGGGCCAGGCCGAUAUGGACGAUGACGAUUGUGAACUCAAAGGCCACUCACAUCGGUACUUCAGCAUCAGGGGAAUCACCCGAGCACUGUCGAAUUUGACCUCCAGAAGCAGAUCCAGGACGAGGACGAGGUUUAGUAGCCGAAGGAGCCAGAGGACUGAAGAUAGUAUUGGAUUGACUCGAACAAACCCGACGGACCCCAGCAGCAGUAGUGACACCAGUCAAGAUGAGAGGUCGCAAUAUGAGGAGACCAGGCACGAUCACACAGAGAGAGAGCAAGAUUUCGAGACUGGGGAAGAACUUUCAGCUUGCUUCCGCUUAUCAACCCCCAAAGAAGUGGUUGAUAUGCGUGAGUCCUUCAUUUACAUGGUGACAGGGUUGAAGUCAUUCGCAAGAUAUUUGGACCCAGAUAUCAUGCGCAUGGUGGUGAAGAGCAGGCGUCAGGCACAGCUGGGAAUGGGGAAAGCAGAGGUCACAAUAUUCUUCAGUGACAUUGCAAACUUUACCACAAUGGCAGAAAGCCUGGAGCCAGAAGUGUUCAUGUCAAUGUUGACAGAAUACUUGGAUGAAAUGAGCAAGCUCAUUAUGAGCAAGCAAGGGGUAGUGGGGGAGUUUAUUGGAGAUGCCAUAAUGGCUUGGUGGAACGUCCCCAUUGACCUGGGGCAAGAACACACAGCUAUGGCGUUAGAUGCAGCUUUGGCGCAGCAAAACCGCUUGGUGGAGCUUCGAGAAACGUGGCACUUGCAAAGAUUGCCUGAUGUGAGGGUUCGCAUGGGUUUGGUCAAAGGCAACGUGCUUGCUGGAAACAUUGGCAGCUCUCAAAGGAUGAAAUAUGGUUUGGUUGGUGACAGCGUGAACUUGGCCUCGCGUUUGGAGGGCCUUUGUAAGUACUACGGUGUUAGCAUCAUAAUUGAACAAGAUGCUGCCUUCGCACCAGGGGUGCAAUCUCGUUUUCAGUUGCGGCUCCUGGAUUUGGUGAUCGUCAAGGGACGCACGCAACCCACUGAGCUUUACCAGCUGGUUUGCGAGAAGGCUGUUUUGCCAGAAACAUUUGACUCACCAGAAGAUUUGCAAUUCUUUAUUGAUGCUUAUUCUCAGAUUCAUCGCCUCUAUCGGUUGAAGAGCUUCGAUGCCUGUGCUAGCGCUUUGCACCACUAUUGGCGACAGUUCCCUGAUGAUGUGCCCAGCAAGAUGCUACUACGGCGUGUGGAGACCUUGUUGGGCGAAGGGGUGCCAGCAGACUGGGCUCCCGUUCACAUACUCACUCAGAAGUGA